AAACCCCAAUGGUUUCAUCUUCUUCUUCUCUAUCACACGCAUGUACCUUUGUCUGCAUCACAUCUACUUGAUCGUUGCAGAUCACAUACCUGGCUGAAAAGCCCCCUCAAUAAUUCACUAUCUCUCUCUCUCUCUUGUUACAAUUCUGUUAACAACUUUGACGUCACCAUUUGAAUUCUUAUCCAAUUCCAUUUCUUAACAGAUCUUUUUUUUCUUUUUCUCUUUCUCAUUCCUUCAAGAUUCUUGAUUCUCCCACCACUUCCUUCUUUUUCUCACUUGUUAUAGUUUUUGCUCUGUUUUCAAAAAAAAUAAAGUUGGUUCCUUUCUCAUUUAUUUUUCCCGGGAAAGUGAGAGAGCUCUGAGUUUGCUUAAAGGGUUUAUAACCAUGUUUGAGAUUAUUCCGGGUAGCAAGUAAAGUUUCCAUUUUUAAUCUUCUUCUUCGAUUCUCUGUGUUAGUUAUAUGGAUAAACAACUAGGGUUGAGCAAAAGAGGCUAUUUUGAUUUCGCUCUCAAGAACAAAAAGUGGAUUUUGUUAGCAGUGAGUGGUUAUGGUGCUUUCAGGGUUUAUCAUUCUCCUUCAAUUUCCCAGAAACGGAAACGUAUCUCCAAGCUUUUCGCUCUUCUCCUCAACCUCGUCGAAGCUGCUUCUGAUUCCGCCGAAGCCGUUAGCGUCAUCUCUAAGGAUCUCACUGAGUUUCUCAGAUCCGAUUCGGAUCAAAUCCCCAACAGUUUGAAACAGGUUUCCAAAAUCGCCAAGUCCGAUGAGCUCAACUCGUCUUUGAUCAGAUUCACACAAGCUAUCACCGUUGGGUUGAUCAGAGGGAUUGAUUCUGGUAAUGAUGGAUCCGGGUCGGGUUUUACUGAUCGGGUUAUGGAUAAGCUGUUUACUAAAUCCGGGUCGGGUUUCGCUUCCGCGAUCGUUGGUAGCUUUGCGAAGAACUUGGUCGUCGCGUUUUAUUCUUCAUCCGGCGGCGGAGAAUCUUCGGUGUUUUCGAGUUUGAAACUUCUCGACGCGAUUUGUUCCGAUGACGGGAGGAGAUUGAUCGGCGAUUGCGUUCAGCGUUUCGUCAGCACCGCGGUUUCGGUUUAUCUCGACAAGACGAGCGAUGUCAACGUUUUCGACGAUUUGUUCGCCGGUUUAACCAAUCCGAAACACGGAGACAAGGUUAAGCAAACGCUAGUAACGGUCUGUAAUAACGCGGUCGAAACGUUUGUGAAAGCGUCGCGAAAACCGCGGUGUCAAGAUUCGUCAACGGUGAUGACCGUUGGAUCAACGAAACAGGCGACGUGGAUAGAUCGGGUAUCGUCGUCGUUAUCGGUACCGAGUAACCGGAAAUACGUGGUGGAUUUAACCGGGAGGGUAACGUUUGAGACGGUUAGAUCGUUGUUAGAGGUGUUGAUCGAAAGGGCUAAUGGUAAAGUGGAGAGUUAUGUGGAGAAAGUGAGAGAGAGAGGGAACGAGACGAGGAGAUUUGUGAGAGUCAAAACAUCACUUCUUCAUAGUUUAUGUUUGUCUUUGUGUUUACAGAUUGUUGAAGCUCCAUGGAUCCUGACUCCAAGAAACUGAUUUUACACAAUUUUCAGGCUAAAAGACAAGAAACACUUUUGUGUGUUUCUUUGUUUUUAAUUCUUGGAUUCAUCAAUCAAAAAUUUGAUGUAAAAUUGUUUUUUUUUUUUUUUUUUCUUA
Molecule: messenger RNA, 1687 nt
Organism: Capsella rubella
Lineage: Eukaryota; Viridiplantae; Streptophyta; Magnoliopsida; Brassicales; Brassicaceae
Product: protein PHLOEM PROTEIN 2-LIKE A10
Exons: 1
Coding region: 461-1567 (368 amino acids)
Source: RefSeq, a predicted model, not a curated record